Messenger RNA from Striga hermonthica, 2490 nucleotides. The record is from the annotation of a GenBank genome assembly. NCBI's taxonomy places the organism in Eukaryota, Viridiplantae, Streptophyta, Magnoliopsida, Lamiales, Orobanchaceae.
AUGAUGGUGGAUUUGAGCUCGUUCUCAGAGGAGAAAUUCGACCCGAAGAAAUGGAUAAACGGGGCGGUCCAGCAGAGGCACCCGCAGGACCCGAUCGAUAAGCACCUCGUGGAUCUCGAGAUGAAGCUGCAGAUGGCGUCGGAGGAGAUUGCAGCCUCACUCGAAGAGCACAGCUCCGCCGCCCUCCUCCGCGUUCCGCGCGCCUCCCGCGACGUUCUCCGCCUCCGCGAUGAUGCGCUUUCUCUCAGGUCUUCAGUCGCCAACAUCUUGUCGUUUCUCAAGAAGGCUGAGGGUUCCUCUGCAGAAUCAAUCGCAACCCUAGCUAAAGUUGACACUGUUAAGCGGAGGAUGGAAGCUGCUUAUGAGACGUUACAGGAUGCUGCCGGGCUGACGCAGCUAAGCUCAACAGUUGAGGAUGUAUUUGCCAGUGGUGAUCUCCCACGGGCUGCAGAAACUCUGGCUAACAUGAGACACUGUCUAACGGCUGUUGGGGAGGUGGCAGAAUUUGCUAAUAUAAGGAAACAGCUUGAAGUUUUAGAAGAUAGACUGGAUUCAAUGGUUCAGCCACGCCUUACGGAUGCAUUAACUAACAAAAAGGUUAAUAUUGCUCAAGAAAUGCGGGGAAUCCUCAUUCGAAUUGGGAGAUUCAAGUCUUUAGAGAGUUACUACACAAAAGUCCACCUCAAACACAUAAGGAAGCUGUGGGAAGAUUUUGACUCUGGGCAACAACCUAAUAAAAUUUCAAGUGAAAGGAAUGAGGUAGACAGGGGCUCAAGUACCUUCGAUUCACACUCAAGUUCCUCAAAUCUGUCAUUCUCGCGCUGGUUGCCAAGUUUUUAUGAUGAGUUGCUGCUUUAUCUGGAACAAGAAUGGAAGUGGUGCAUGGUUGGUUUCCCUGAAGAUUACAAAACUCUUGUCUCGAAAUUGUUGGUUGAGAUGAUGUCAUCCAUUAGUGCAAGUUAUAUAUCUCGUGUUAAUCUUGCUACUGGAGUCGCUGUUCCGGAGACUAAAGCAUUGGGGAAAGGUAUAUUAGACAUCUUAUCUGGAGAUUUGCCUAAAGGUGUCCAAAUUCAGACUAAACAUCUAGAGGCUCUGAUAGAACUACACAACAUAACGGGGAGUUUUGCCAGGAAUAUUCAGCAUUUGUUUUCCGAUUCAGAUCUUCAUGUAUUAUUAGAUACAUUGAAGACAGUCUACCUGCCAUACGAAACUUUUAAACAAAGAUAUGGGCAAAUGGAGCGUGGUGUGCUGUCUGGUGGUAUUUCGGGCCUUGAUCUCAGGGGAGUGAGUACUCGCAUUAUUGGCGUUCAGGGUGUUGAGCUCAGUGAAACAGUUAGAAGAAUGGAAGAGUCCAUCCCACAGGUCAUCUUACUUCUUGAAGCCGCCACAGAGAGAUGCAUUAGCUUCACCGGUGGGUCCGAGGCGGAUGAGCUAAUUCUCGCUCUUGAUGACGUGACCCUACAGUACAUCUCCACCCUUCAGGGGAAUCUAAAAUCACUAAGAACAGUAUGUGGAGUGGAUUUAGAUACCAUUGGAUCCAAGAAGGAUGCAGGAUUGGACAGGAAGGAAGCAGCUUCACCCGCGCGAAAGGUGGAUGUUACAUCGAAUGAGGAGGAAUGGUCUUUUGUUCAGGCGGCUUUGCAGAUUCUCACAGUUGCGGAUGGUUUGACGAGCCGGAUUUCUGUUUUCGAGGCUUCCUUAAGGUCUACGCUUGCCCGAUUGAGCACUAAUUUGUCCCUCUCAGUGCACGGCUCGAGUUUUGAUCAAAAUCAAUCUCGUGUAGCUGAUGAUGAUGGACAUGGGGAAUUGUCUACUGCUGCUGGAAAGGCUUCUCUGGAUAUGGCAGCCAUUCGGCUUGUUGAUGUACCUGAAAAGGCCCGUAAACUUUUGAACCUCUUGGAACAGUCAAAAGAUCCCCGGUUCCAUGCCCUCCCAAUGGCUUCUCAAAGAGUUGCGGCUUUUGCAGAGGCAGUGAAUGAGCUAGUUUAUGAUGUGCUCAUAUUAAAAGUCAGGCAACACUUCCGUGAUUUGUCUCGUCUGCCCGUAUGGUCUUCUGUUGAAGAGCAAAGUGCCCACCGCAUCCCAAGCUUUAGCGCCUAUCCUCAGCCGUAUGUGACUAACGUUGGUGAAUACCUUCUUACUUUACCCCAGCAACUGGAGCCCCUUGCCGAGGGUAUUUCAAGCAGUGAUGCCAAUGCUGAAGAGGCACAGUUCUUCGCAACCGAAUGGAUGUUCAAGGUGGCUGAGGGAGCUACUGCUCUUUAUAUUGAGCAGUUGCGUGGGAUUCAAAAGGUUACGGACCGUGGGGCCCAACAGCUAUCUGUGGAUAUCGAAUAUUUGAGCAACGUGCUCUCGGCUCUAUCAAUGCCCACCCCACUCGUUCUCGCCACCUUCCAUACCUGUUUUUCGACCCCAACAGAUCAGCUCAAGGACCUCGUGAAUUCAGAUUCUGGUGCGAAACGUUCGUGCUGCGCCGUGAUUGUGAUAUGA